AUGAUUGGCAUCAUUCCGCCGACCAAGUCCGCCUCAGAAGGACAGGCAGACAGACAAGCAGGCAUGAAGGUCGGUCAGGUGGUGAAAAAAGGAAGCCCCAACGACGACGGACACAAUCACCAACAUGUUCACCUGGUCUCCGACUUGCCCAACAUGUUCAACUCCACUUCACUUCACUCCAAUUCACUCCACUUCACUUCACUUCACUACUAUUGCCCCCUCUAG
Messenger RNA from Protopolystoma xenopodis, 225 nucleotides. The record is from the annotation of a GenBank genome assembly. NCBI's taxonomy places the organism in Eukaryota, Metazoa, Platyhelminthes, Monogenea, Polystomatidea, Polystomatidae.